AUGUUUUUAAUUAUGGCAAUUAAGCCCUCAUUUCCUCAUUUCCCUUUUACCUUGACACAGGAACAAACAGAGCUUGUCUGGAGUAUAAAAGAUGAACUGAAGAAAGUUUGCAGCACCAACGAUUUGAAAGAGCUUCUUAUAGCCAACAAACAGCAGGUGCCAUCUGGAGAAACCAAUAUCCUGGACAGAGUAUCUGAUGGCAUGGCUUUUGGUGCUCUUCUUCCUUGCGAGGAAUGUCAGGGACAGUUUGUGUUCAAAACUGACGCUUAUUACUGUACAGGGGACAUCAGUGCCUGGACCAAAUGUGUUGCUAAAACACAAAUCCCCAAUAGAAAGGAUUGGGUUAUUCCAAAGGAGUUCCAUGAAGUUCCAUAUUUGAAAAAGUUCAAGUUUAAGAGGCAGGACAGAGCCUUCCCUCCCUCUGUAGCUCCAACAGCUGUCGCCGCUCCAGUUUCUGCUAAGCCGGUAGUUAAAGCAGAAGCAGUUCCCGAAGGCAAGCCACUGACAAAUAUGUCCGUUAUGAUUCUUGGCAAACUGUCCAAAAACAAAGAUGAUGUGAAGACGAUCAUUGAAGAACUAGGUGGAAAAACAACUGGAUCUGCCAACAAAGCCACAGUGUGCGUCAGCACCCAAAAGGAGGUGGAGAAGAUGAGUAAGAAAAUGGAAGAAGUGAAAGCAGCCAACAUUCGGGUGUUGAGUGAGGACUUCCUGAAUGAACUGAAGUCUGGAAAGAGCUUCCAGGACCUGCUUGCCCAGCAUGGCAUCUCUACUUGGGGUGCAGAAAUAAAACAGGAGGCAGUACAGGAGCCCCAGGCAAAAUCAAAAUCAGGACUUGGGAAAAGUACUGGCAAAGUAAAAGAGGACCAGGGGAGCAGCAAGUCUGAGAAAAAGAUGAAGUUAACUGUUAAAGGUGGAGCAGCUGUUGAUCCAGACUCAGGACUUGAGAAUUCAUGUCAUGUGUUGGAGAAAAGUAGCAAGAUCUUCAGUGCCACUCUGGGCCUGGUGGAUAUAUCCCGAGGGACAAACUCUUAUUAUAAACUGCAGUUGAUAGAACAUGACAGAGAUGCCAGGUACUGGGUCUUCCGGUCCUGGGGCCGCGUCGGAACAGUUAUAGGCAGUAACAAACUAGAAGAAAUGUCUUCUAAAGAGGAAGCCAUUGACCAUUUCCUUAGUCUGUAUCAAGAGAAAACUGGAAAUGCCUGGCACUCUACCAACUUCACCAAACACCCCAAUAAGUUCUAUCCACUGGAGAUAGACUAUGGCCAAGAGGAGGAUGUGGUGAAAAAGCUAUCGGCUGGAGCUGGAACAAAGUCCAAACUUGCAAAACCGGUGCAAGAACUCAUAAAGAUGAUAUUUGAUGUGGAGAGCAUGAAGAAAGCUAUGGUGGAGUUUGAGAUUGAUCUGCAGAAGAUGCCUUUGGGCAAGCUUAGCAAGCGACAGAUUCAAAGUGCAUACUCUAUCCUGAAUGAGGUGCAGCAGGCUGUAUCUGACAGUGCUCCUGAAGCUCGUUUGCUGGAUUUGUCCAAUCGUUUCUAUACAUUAAUACUCAUGAUUUUGGAAUGAAGAAGCCCCCUCUCCUGGAUAAUGUGGAAUACAUCCAGGCAAAGGUGCAGAUGCUGGAUAAUCUGCUAGAUAUAGAAGUUGCUUACAGUCUUCUGAGGGGUGGCACAGAUGACUCGGAGAAGGAUCCUAUUGAUGUGAAGUAUGAGAAAAUUAAGACUGAUAUUAAGGUUGUAGAUAAGGACUCUGAAGAAGCCAAGAUAAUCACUCAGUAUGUUAAGAACACACAUGCUGAGACACACAACGCCUAUGAACUUGAGAUCCAUGAUAUUUUCAAGAUUGAAAGAGAAGGGGAGAGACAGAGGUAUAAGCCAUUCAAGCAGUUACACAACCGUCAGCUGCUCUGGCACGGAUCACGAACCACAAACUUUGCUGGAAUUUUGUCUCAAGGUCUGCGUAUUGCUCCUCCUGAAGCACCUGUUACUGGUUACAUGUUUGGUAAAGGUAUUUAUUUUGCCGACAUGGUUUCUAAAAGUGCAAACUACUGUCAAACAACGCCAAGUAACCCGACAGGUUUGAUCCUACUGGGAGAAGUCGCUCUUGGAAACAUGUAUGAGUUGAAAGCUGCUUCUCACGUAACAAAAUUACCUAAGGGUAAACAUAGCGUGAAAGGCUUGGGCAGAACUGCACCUGAUCCUUCUGCUACUGUACAGCUUGAUGGAGUUGACGUUCCUCUGGGGAAAGGGAUGUCUACCAACAUUAGUGACACCAGUCUACUGUACAAUGAAUAUAUUGUGUAUGACAUUGCCCAGGUGAACCUGAAGUACCUCCUGAAGCUACAGUUCAAUUACAAAGGCGGACUCAUGUGGUGA
Staurois parvus is the source of this 2372-nucleotide messenger RNA. Lineage: Eukaryota; Metazoa; Chordata; Amphibia; Anura; Ranidae. The record is from the annotation of a GenBank genome assembly.